CUACGGUCAUUAAGAUAAAUUAAUAUGUUCAUAUUUUAAUUUAGUUACUUGAGUGGUAAUCCUGUGUAUUGAUUGGAUAGAUUGGUUUCCCUAAUACCGAGUUGACAUGGUAUGUUUUACAGCUCUAUUCUAACAGUUAAGAGAGUAAGUAAUUUUAAAGUAAACAACCUUAAUUUUAAUUUGAUUUUCAACAGAUAAGAAACAGUCUAAAAAAGAAUCCAUAGUUAAUCUAAAAUUGUUUCAAGGGUAUUGGAUCAGACUGUAUAGUCGUAGAGCUAGCCAUUUGGAGCACAUUGACGUAAUGAAGAACACUUGAGCUUCACUUGAGCUUCACUUGACGGUUAACGGUUAUUGCUUUCAUGUAACAUAUGUUACAUAUACAAGACAGCUGAUCUUAAAGGGAAAAGGCAUUUUUAAAAAUUUUUGAAAUCCCGCCAAUAGCGGCAGCUCGCCGUCAUUGAAAAGUGAAAACGAAUCCACUUUUGUUAUCCUUACUAGUUGCAAUAUGGUCAGUUUUGGUCACGUGACGUGACUGUAAGUAUAAUGACGGAGAAAGACCUAUGGUACCACCACAAGGCACAAACUGGCACUCAUAUCUAACCGAACUUCCGAGAGGCGUUAUUCCAGUUUCCAUUUUAUACCAACUCAAAUUUCUUUAAGUGUGUUUAAACGUUAACUAAUUUUCCUAGGGUGAAAUAGUGACUGUAGGCUACGUGACUAUUGUGUAAAAGUGUAAAUGGAAUGUUGAAACGAGCAUUUGGGUACGCUGUCGUUGUGUUUUCCAUCAGUGCGUUUACGAUCUAUUGUGCUUCUUAUCUCACAGUAUCUCGACCGAGUUUUCAUCGAAAGUUUUUGAGCAAAGCUUCUCGACUAGAUGAUGCCAAUUUCCUUGCCAUUAAUAAAAGUAAUAACAUCGCACAAAUGCAACAUGAUACUUGUAAAGCGAUUCGACCUUUGAGUCACAGACGCAAGACAUUACUUUUAUGGACGCCCGUCUCCUUCACAUGGAGUAUCCGGUGGUCUUUGAAAAACUGCCCCGCGGUCAAAGGUUGCCGAUUAAUUAGCGAUCGGCGCCUUUUGAACGAGAGUGACGCAGUCAUAUUCCACUUCCGAAAUGGGUCAUUUGAUCGCCUGCCGACAUGUCGCCGGCCUGAUCAACGUUACGUUUAUUUGAAUUUCGAAUCUGCCAUUCGUAGUAGAAGUAGUUAUCCUUGGGGAAAGUUACCUCGACACUUUUUCAAUUUGACGGCCACUUAUAGAUCCGACUCUGAUUUCGUUGGAUUAGCCUUUGGUGGGUUUCAAUUUGAACCCAAGGAAAAAUUUAUGAUCCAACAACAGGCCGCCGACUGGACAAAUUAUUAUGGGAUCAAUAUAACAUCCAAGACGAAAACAGCCGCCUGGUUCGCGAGCAACUGUAAAACGUCAAUCAACCGAGAAGGAUACGUCCGUGAACUUCAGAAAUACAUUCCAGUCGAUGUCUUUGGCAAAUGUUUGAAAAAUCCCAAGACCUGUCCCAGAAAAAAGCAAAAGGAGUGUGACGACAUGUUGAAACGAGAGUACCUUUUCUACCUGAGCUUUGAAAAUUCCUUUUGUCCAGAUUACGUCACUGAAAAAUUUUACAGGGCCUUUGAAACAGGAACCGUUCCAGUUGUGUUUGGCGGAGCCAACUAUUCCUUGUUUGCACCGGCACACUCCUACAUUAACGCCAGGGAUUUCAAGACACCCAAACUGUUGGCCGAAUAUUUAAUCCAACUCAGUCGGAACUUGAAUCUUUAUUCCCGCUACUUUGACUGGAAAGGGAAAUUCAACUUGCGAAAAAGUUCCGGUUGGGCUUGUAAAUUAUGCAAAAUGCUCCACACAGAUCUCAGAGUGACGGCUGCUAAAAGUUACGAGGAUAUUGGGGAAUGGUUUUUCGAUAAAAAUACCUGUGAAAAUUAUCAAUGGGAAAAUGUGAGCAGUUAAAUGUUUGGGAUUCCUCGUUCUGUGCGUUUCUAUUUGCGUUCAUAGGAAAAGUUUCGAAAAGAAAAUUCCCUUUCGGCGUCUGCAGAAAUCCCGCUAAGAGAAAUCCGCUCCGUGAAAUUUAUUCAAUUUUCAUUCAUUUAUAUUUCAUUCAUUUAAAACAAAUAAAAAAGAUGUUUUUUUGUGUAAUUGAUCAUUGAUGUGUUCCAACAUCCAACAUAGUCUCGGGGGUGGUACGGAGAAGGUUUUAUUUCGAACCCGUAAUAAAACCUUCUCCGUACACCCCCCCGAGACCAGGCUGGUGUUAUCUCAAUCUGCUACUACAGAGCAAACCGAAGAAAAUAAAAAUAAAAACCCAUGUUAUUUCAAAAUUUUAAAUUAGGCAAUCCAAACGGCGUUUCAUGUCUCUUGCCCUUAUUUUGACAGGUACUGUAAACACACGUUUUUGUGCAACAAUGCUCGACUACAAUGCGCAUGUAGCAGUGAAAAAAAUAUUUGAAAUAUUUCCAGCCACAACUGAAUUAGACGCGAAUGAAUUUUCUCCCAUUUCUGAUCUCUGACCGGCAUUCUGCAAAUCUGGCAAUCAAAAUCAGUCUUUUACUUGAAGAGUCUACAUUUUUGCAGAUAGAACUUUGAAAAUUAGUUUGUGUAUUCAGUAAGUAUCAAAUUUUAAUAGACUUUGAUUAAUUAGAAGCGAAUAAAUUUCCUUCCCUUCCCCUUGACUUCUUGAUUCGAAUUUGAAAAACUGAAGCUGAGAAUUCCAUGAGUUGUGUUGUGAACGUUGUGAAUGAAAACGACAUUCUUGUGCUGUAAGAGAGUGAUCGGCGAGUAGUAAAAGAUUUUCUUUUUGUUUUUAGUUAUUUGAUGACUGUCGUAAAUGUUGAUGCAGAAGGACUCGUGCUGCACGGAAGAAAUUUUAAUCAGCACGGUAAAAUGCCAACCUCAUGUUCGGAUCUGCAGCGAAUUGGACAUAAACUGAACGGAUUUUUUAUGGUGAAAAGUGUGAGGAAGAUGGAAACGGU
Daphnia pulex (common water flea) is the source of this 2981-nucleotide messenger RNA. RefSeq names its product 4-galactosyl-N-acetylglucosaminide 3-alpha-L-fucosyltransferase 9-like. The record is from RefSeq and is a predicted model, not a curated record. Gene Ontology annotation, cellular component: membrane. NCBI's taxonomy places the organism in Eukaryota, Metazoa, Arthropoda, Branchiopoda, Diplostraca, Daphniidae. Bases 742 to 1962 code for a protein of 406 amino acids. Gene Ontology annotation, molecular function: alpha-(1->3)-fucosyltransferase activity. The transcript is spliced from 2 exons.